CCAAAUGCUACAUUCCAAAAUCCAAACAAUAAACCUUUACACACACUCAUAUAUAAAAUAUGUACAAGUAAACACACACACCCAACCUCUGGAUACAGAAAGGCCAACUGUUAUCUACAUUUAACUAUAAUAUGGCGGAAGUGUUUGAGGGGUCUCCGGAGGUGGUGAUGGUUAGAAACAAGCAGGUGAUUUUCAAAGACUACGUGAAUGGAUACCCGAAAGAGUCCGACAUGGUGGUAACUUCGGACGCCACUGUUCGAUUAGAACUGCCAAAGAAUGAAGAUGGCCAAGUUUUGUUAAAGAAUCUCUAUUUGUCAUGUGAUCCGUAUAUGAGGGGUCGCAUGAGCAAGAGGUUAGAAGGAAGUUACACUCCUCCUUUCACACCUGGUUUGCCUAUAUCCGGAUAUGGAGUUGCAAGAGUUUUGGAUUCCACUCACCCCAAAUUCAAUAAAGGCGACUUGGUAUCAGGAAUAACCAAUUGGGAAGAAUAUAGUUUGAUCAUGAAUACUGAGUCGUUAAUAAAGGUUCAACAAACGGAUAUUUCUCUUUCCUACUAUACCGGAAUUCUUGGUAUGGCCGGCGUGACAGCUUAUGCUGGUUUUUAUGAGAUUUGUGCGCCAAAGAAAGGAGACACAGUGUUUGUGUCAGCAGCAUCUGGAGCCGUUGGUCAACUUGUUGGGCAAUUUGCCAAACUAUCUGGUUGUUACGUUGUUGGAAGUGCUGGAACAAAAGAAAAGGUUGAUCUGCUUAAGAACGAUUUCGGGUUUGACGAGGCAUUUAACUACAAAGAAGAGCAAGAUCUCAAUAUCGCUUUAAAGAGGUAUUUUCCGGAUGGUAUUGAUAUUUACUUUGAAAACGUUGGUGGGAAGAUGCUAGAUGCAGUAUUAUGCAACAUGAGGGUUCAUGGUCGCAUUGCUGUUUGCGGGAUGAUCUCACAAUAUAACCUUAAUCGACCCGAAGGCAUAAACAACCUUAUGUUUCUAAUCUUGAAACGUAUAAAAAUGGAAGGGUUCCUGGUUGUUGAUUACCAUCAUUUGUAUCCUAAGUUGUUUGAAAUGGUUUUGCCUCUCAUUCGAGAAGGAAAGAUAACAUAUGUUGAGGACACAGUUGAAGGCCUUGAUAAUGCUCCAGCCGCACUCGUUGGCUUGUUUUCUGGCAAAAAUGUCGGAAAACAAGUCGUUGCUAUAGCUCGUGAAUAAUCUCCAUUCAUUUACCUAUUUGUUAAAAUCUUCUGUUUUGUUUUAAUAAUACAAAGACCCCGUUCAAGUUAGUUUUGGUA
Helianthus annuus (common sunflower) is the source of this 1279-nucleotide messenger RNA. Its product is annotated as 2-alkenal reductase (NADP(+)-dependent). The transcript is spliced from 5 exons. Lineage: Eukaryota; Viridiplantae; Streptophyta; Magnoliopsida; Asterales; Asteraceae. Bases 132 to 1199 code for a protein of 355 amino acids. Gene Ontology annotation, molecular function: 2-alkenal reductase [NAD(P)H] activity. The record is from RefSeq and is a predicted model, not a curated record.